Molecule: messenger RNA, 1030 nt
Organism: Cynocephalus volans (Philippine flying lemur)
Lineage: Eukaryota; Metazoa; Chordata; Mammalia; Dermoptera; Cynocephalidae
Gene: HOXA5
Product: homeobox A5
Exons: 4
Coding region: 40-852 (270 amino acids)
Biological process (GO): anterior/posterior pattern specification; regulation of transcription by RNA polymerase II
Cellular component (GO): nucleus
Molecular function (GO): RNA polymerase II cis-regulatory region sequence-specific DNA binding; DNA-binding transcription factor activity, RNA polymerase II-specific
Source: RefSeq, a predicted model, not a curated record
ACCGCGAGCCACAAAUCAAGCACACAUAUCAAAAAACAAAUGAGCUCUUAUUUUGUAAACUCAUUUUGCGGUCGCUAUCCAAAUGGCCCGGACUACCAGUUGCAUAAUUAUGGAGAUCAUAGUUCCGUGAGCGAGCAAUUCAGGGACUCGGCGAGCAUGCACUCCGGCAGGUACGGCUACGGCUACAAUGGCAUGGAUCUCAGCGUCGGCCGCUCGGGCUCUGGCCACUUUGGCUCUGGGGAGCGCGCCCGCAGCUACGCGGCCGGCGCCAGCGCAGCGCCUGCCGAGCCCAGGUACAGCCAGCCGGCCACGUCCACGCACUCGCCUCCGCCCGACCCGCUGCCCUGCUCUGCCGUGGCCCCCUCUCCCGGCAGCGACAGCCACCACAGCGGGAAAAACUCCCUGGGCAACUCCAGCGGCGCCUCGGCCAACGCCGGCAGCACCCACAUCAGCAGCAGAGAAGGGGUUGGCACGGCGUCCGGAGCCGAGGAGGACGCCCCCGCCGGCAGCGAGCAGGCGAGCGCGCAGAGCGAGCCGAGCCCGGCGCCGCCCGCCCAACCCCAGAUCUACCCCUGGAUGCGCAAGCUGCACAUAAGUCAUGACAACAUAGGCGGCCCGGAAGGCAAAAGGGCCCGCACGGCCUACACGCGCUACCAGACCCUGGAGCUGGAGAAGGAGUUCCACUUCAACCGCUACCUGACGCGUCGAAGAAGGAUUGAAAUAGCACAUGCUCUUUGCCUCUCUGAGAGACAAAUCAAAAUCUGGUUCCAAAACCGGAGAAUGAAGUGGAAAAAGGAUAAUAAGCUGAAAAGCAUGAGCAUGGCGGCGGCGGGAGGGGCCUUCCGUCCCUGAGUAUUGAGCGUUCAAAGUACUGAGCGGUAUUAGCGGAUCCCGCGUAGUGUCAGUACUAAGGCUACGUGUGCCGCCUGGUCAUUCAAAUUGUCAAUUUUAGGUCCAGAAGUGUCCAAACCACAAGUUCUCAAAACUCUGAAAAAUGGCUCCCUCUGAGUUAAGACACCAAAACAAAACC